AUGAAUAGUAGAAGUACAAAUAUGAAUAGUAUUACUACUUCUACUAUUACUUCUACAUCUACUACUACAACUACAUUUCUAACAAUAUUUAGAAUCAAUCUGAUAAGAUAUAGGAUAUUUCAAUGUUUUGAAACAUUACCAUUUGGUAACACGAGAGAACAUAGGUAUAGAAAAGGAAGCGAUUUCAUUGAAAGAGCAGCAUUUAAACGGUAUGCACUUCCAUGGGACUUUGUCAAACAUUAUUUAGAUACACUGUUAUCAAGAGCAACUGCUGACAGUUACCUAAUGACCUAUUGUGCACACAAGAAUGCGACAGUGUCAACACUCUUACAUCUCUUGGACUGGAUACAACCAUACCUCGAACAGUUACCAUCAACUGACAUGAUGGAAUGUAAAAUGAUAGAUGCAGCAGCUAAGGGUGGCCAGAAACAGCAUCUUGAUAUAGUCAAAAUGCUUCACAAUCGAUACACUCAUCUACCUUUUAUUUGCACAACCGAUGCUAUCGCCAAUGCAUCAUUAAACGGUGAUAUUGAAAUGGUACAAUUUCUAUUGACCAAUAGAACAGAAGGUUUCAAAGAAGAUGCAGUUGUCAAUGCAGCAUCAUUGGGUCAUAUUCCACUAUUAAAACUAUUUUAUCAAUAUAGUCCUCAUCUUGUUGCAAGUAUAAAUGUAUCGUAUGCAGCUUGUAAAAGUGGUAGUGUCGAGACUGUCAAAUACAUUGAUCAAUUUAGACAUUUAAUCGAUUACAACGAUGAAACAAACAAUAUUCAUAAUGUAACUACCAUGGAAUUCCAAGUUGCAACAAAUUAUGGUAGAUUAAAAGUAAUAGAGUAUCUUCAUGAAAAUAGAACCGAGACACUUGAUGAGAAUGGUAUUCAUCUCAUGGAACAUGCUUGUUAUAGUAGAAAUUUAGAUAUAGUAAAGUUUCUUCAUUAUAACAGAACUGAAGGGGCAACUGACAAGGCUAUUAAUUUGGCAAUAGGAAAUGGAGAUCUUGAAAUUGUACAAUUUCUUUUUACCAAUCGAGCCGAAAUCAAUGUUGCACAGGCACUGGAAAAAUCGUUACCUCAUAUUGAGGUUUUCAAGUUUCUUUACGCCCAUACACCCUACCACAACGCAACAUUGGUAUUAACAGAAGCAAUUCUCUAUUUUAACCAAUCAGCCAUUGAAUUUAUGUUAUGCAAUUUUGAUCAAAACAGAAUACAAAUUGUCGAAAGACAUUGGGACUUAUUAAAAUGCAGAGAUGGUGGUAGAUGGGAUCGCAUCAAACAACUUUACCUACAUCAUAAAAAUAAACAACUAUAA
This is a messenger RNA of Cavenderia fasciculata, 1305 nucleotides long. RefSeq lists its product as uncharacterized. Lineage: Eukaryota; Evosea; Eumycetozoa; Acytosteliales; Cavenderiaceae. The record is from RefSeq and is a predicted model, not a curated record. The transcript has 2 exons. Bases 1 to 1305 code for a protein of 434 amino acids. Gene Ontology annotation, molecular function: protein binding.